GUCCUUCCGGAGAGAGGGAGGAUCCCGCUGCCGCCGCCACCUCGGAGCCGGAGCCCUCCCGGCGCGCAGCGGAUGCCUCUGCGGCUCCCCGGCCAAGGGCGCGCGCGGGAGCAGCAGGGAGGCGAGCGCUGAGGGCGCAGCGGCCGGCCUCGCUCACGGCCUUGUGCUUCGUCCCCGCACCGCCGCCAUGGCCGACAGCCAGAUGCCCUUCUCGUGCCACUACCCCGGCCGCCGCAGCGUCCGCGACCCCUUCAGGGAGCCCGGCUUGACCUCCCGCCUGCUGGACGAUGACUUCGGCAUGUCGCCCUUCCCCGGGGACCUCACGGCGGACUGGCCCGACUGGGCUCGCCCGAGGCUCACGACCACCUGGCCGGGCCCGCUGCGCGCCGGCAUGGCCCGCGCCUCGGCCAUGGCGCCCGGCUACAGCGCCCGCUUCAGCGGCUACCCCGAGAGCCGCAGCCCAGCGCCCUUCUCCCGCGAGCCCUGGAAAGUCUGCGUCAACGUGCACAGCUUCAAGCCUGAGGAGCUCACGGUCAAGACCAAGGAUGGCUACGUGGAGGUGUCGGGUAAACACGAGGAGCAGCAGAUGGAAGGAGGAAUCGUCUCCAAGAACUUCACAAAGAAAAUCCAGCUCCCCUACGAGGUGGAUCCCAUCACAGUGUUCGCCUCCUUAUCUCCGGAGGGGCUGCUGAUAAUCGAAGCGCCCCAGAUCCCCCCCUACCAGCAGUACGGAGACGGCAGCUGCGGCAGCGAGAUCCCCAUCGACAGCCAGGAAGCGACCUGUGCUUGAGGCAGCCGUCCCCGCUCUCCUUCCCUCCGCACCCCUGGGUUUCUCCUCUCUCCUCUCCCUCCAUGCAAAGAUUUCUCCCUGGCUCCAGCCUCAGUUGCAUUAGCAGGACGAAAGUGUUUUCUGAGCGAGGGAUCUCCCCUCCGGCAGCCCCCUAGCCCAGCGACAAGCGAGCAAGGGAAGGGAUGCAGGGCACAGUCAGGUCUCGGCACCCCCACGGCAGCCCCGGGGCACCGCUGCCUCUGCCAGCGCCCGUCGCUGAUUCUUCUGACGUGACCCAGCACCCGGGGUGAGGAAGUUGCUUUCACGAGACGCAGGCAAGGGCUGGAAAGCGCUGGCAGCCUGGGCUCUGCUGCUGGCUCCUGCCCAGCAGGGCCGUGUUCGAACCAGGGCCUGCGGCUCCUGUGCUCUGACUUCUCCCUUCAACACAUCCGCUUGCCAACAACCACCCAACAAGGCCACAGUUUCACCGAGGCUUUAUAGAGGUCUUAUGUGCUCCAGUAGAAUUUAUCUGUAUAUCAGACCGAACAAAAUAGAUGUCUUCAUUAAUAUCCUUGUUUUGCUAUUGGAUAGUAGGAUGGGAUAUUUAUAACAAUAGCAAGGAAAGGUACCCAUUUCUUCUCUUAAAUUUAAGUGGGAUCCUGUGUCUUUCUCUUCUCUAUUCAUUUUUCUUUUUAAACUACAUGUCUGAACAGCCUCUUGCCAGCAUGAAGAUGAGUGUCUGAUGCAGAGAUUGCCAAGCCUGGUAAACCCCCGGGCCUCCUUAGAAAUGUCACUGUCCGCGUGGUCUGAACGUGUUUCUUUUUUUUUCCAAAGGGAACUUGUGCUUUUCUGUGACAGACUUGAGGAAUAAAGA
Molecule: messenger RNA, 1643 nt
Organism: Nothoprocta perdicaria
Lineage: Eukaryota; Metazoa; Chordata; Aves; Tinamiformes; Tinamidae
Gene: HSPB8
Product: heat shock protein family B (small) member 8
Exons: 3
Coding region: 188-790 (200 amino acids)
Biological process (GO): cellular response to unfolded protein
Cellular component (GO): protein folding chaperone complex; nucleus; cytoplasm
Molecular function (GO): protein homodimerization activity
Source: RefSeq, a predicted model, not a curated record